UCUGGCAACGCUCAGAAGUUUGUUUAUGUUCUUUUUGUGUACUUUCUUAAUUGCGAGGAAAAAUGUAACAAGAUGGAGUCAACGCCGGAAGAACAUCACAAGCGUUUGGAAUAUUGCACUACUAGACCUGAAUAUCGCCAGGGUCGUGAAUUGAAAGCAGUAAAGGUUUAUACAGUGGCCUCCGAAUCCCGGCACUUGUUGAUCUUUGGCGUGCCCAAGGUGAAUCUGCAAUCCAACAUAAAAAGCAAGCUGCAAGCAUUUGGUAAGCUGUUAUGCUGCACAUGUGUAACCAGUGAAAUGGCCAAAAAAAUGGAAUUAGAGGCCUUUACCGAUGUCUUUGCCGUUCAGUUUGAACGUUUGGAACAAGCGCGAUUUGCUAAACGAAAACUAGAUGCUAGCCAAUUCUAUGGCGGUAUACUACACAUCUCAUAUGCCCCAGAAAGAGAGACGCAUGCAGAGCUGAGAGAAAAAUUCUUGAUAAGACGCAACGAGAUUGAUUUUCGCCUGCGAUGUAACCGAAAGGAGCAGACGCCGCCAGCUAUAAAGAAGACUAAAGCUUUAAACAAUUGAUGGUGGCGUUUUAUUUGAACCUAACUCAUGAUAACCAGCCAGCCUCUGGGGAUCUACGUUUGCAACAUAACACAAUUGAUAACUUCUGU
Molecule: messenger RNA, 659 nt
Organism: Drosophila busckii
Lineage: Eukaryota; Metazoa; Arthropoda; Insecta; Diptera; Drosophilidae
Product: RNA-binding protein 48
Exons: 2
Coding region: 73-570 (165 amino acids)
Cellular component (GO): nucleoplasm
Molecular function (GO): nucleic acid binding
Source: RefSeq, a predicted model, not a curated record